UCAAUCUCACCACAACCCCGCUGUAGGGUUUCUCUUAAUCCAUGAUGCCCCAACUUCCGCCUCCUUUCUCUCUCACCCUAUUAAAUUCUCUUUAAAACCUUUCCAUAACAUUUUUUUUUUUUUCUGUUUUGUGAGUGCUUUUGUUUAACUAUUUUAUGGUUCGGCAGCUAUAAAGAACUUGAAAUAUGCUCAUUUAACUCUAUUAUUCCAAUAUACCCUUUAGUUUUUUUGGUUCUGAAUUUUUGGUUUCAUGGCGCUGGAAUCUUCUAUUUUCAAUGCGACAAGUUUCAUUUCCGGCACGAAAUCAUCGUGUUUGCUGUCUUACUUUGAUCGGCACAUGAGAUUUCCGGUAAAGAUCUUGGAGAAAAAUAAUCGGUACCCAUCUCGGUUAUCUUUGAAUUGCAUUGGUCCGUGUGGUUUUAGUAGCUGUUUUAGUGCUAGAUAUAAGGAAAACGACUUGUUUUUACGCAGAGAUGGUUUGGAAUUUUUGGGUGAAGAUAGUGAGAGUUUGUGUGGUAAAGGUGUGAAUUUAGACUUUUUUACAGAGUUGGUGAAGCGCCGGAUUGUUUUGGUGGCAAUGAUUUGUGCGGGUUUAGCGUUUGGGUGUAGGAGAGUGUUUGCAAUGGAAGGUGCGGUCAAUGCUGGUUAUGGCGUUACUGGGAAAAGCAUUUUGUUGUUGAGGAAUGCGUGGCCGAAGACGUCAGAGAUUCUUCGGGUUUUCAAAGAGCAGGGUCUGGUUUUGGCAGCGCUUUUGGGUCUAUCGGCGUUUUUCUCCAUGGCGGAGACUUCAAUUACUACGCUUUGGCCUUGGAAGGUGCGUGAGUUGGCUGAAAAGGAGCCUAAAAAUGGAGUCUUCAGAAAGCUUCACAGUGAUGUCACACGGUUCCUAACUACGAUACUAAUUGGCACAACUGUUGUCAAUAUUGGAGCAACUGCCUUAGUCACAGAAGCCGCAACAGCAAUAUUUGGCGAAGCUGGUGUUAGUGCAGCAACUGGAGUAAUGACUGUAGCCAUUUUGCUCCUCACGGAAAUCACUCCGAAAAGUAUAGCUGUUCAUAAUGCUACAGAGGUUGCUAGGUUUGUGGUCAGACCAGUGGCAUGGCUUUCAUUGGUAUUAUAUCCUGUGGGAAGAGUUGUCACAUAUUUAUCUAUGGGGAUGCUAAAAAUCCUUGGCUUAAAAGGAAGAAGCAAACCAUAUGUAACUGAAGAGGAGUUGAAAUUGAUGUUGCGAGGAGCAGAGUUGAGUGGGGCAAUUGAGGAGGAAGAACAGGAUAUGAUUGAAAAUGUAUUGGAGAUUAAAGAUACUCAUGUUAGAGAGGUGAUGACACCUCUUGUAGAUGUAGUUGCAAUUGAUGACAAUGCGACACUUUUAGAUUUUAAUAACUUGUGGGUGACUCAUCAAUAUUCAAGGGUACCUGUUUUUGAGCAGCGUAUUGAUAAUAUAGUGGGUAUUGCAUAUGCUAUGGAUCUGCUGGAUUAUGUUAAGAAGGGUGAGCAGCUAGAAACUACUACUGUCGGACAGAUGGCUCAGAAACCUGCAUACUUUGUGCCUGAUUCAAUGUUAGUCUGGAAUCUCCUUAGGGAGUUUCGCAUCAGGAAGGUUCACAUGGCUGUUGUGCUUAAUGAAUAUGGUGGAACUGUGGGAAUUGUUACCCUGGAAGAUGUGGUUGAGGAGAUUGUUGGUGAAAUCUUCGAUGAAAUUGAUUCAAAGGAAGAGAUUCAGAAGAAAACCGGCUACAUUGUAAUGCGAGCAGAGGGAAUAUUUGAUGUGGAUGCAAACACUUCUAUUGAUCAACUUUCUGAAGAUCUAAAUAUCAAGAUGCUGGAGGGUUACCAAUAUGAGACAGUGUCAGGUUUUAUAUGUGAGGCAUUUGGAUAUAUUCCACGAACGGGUGAGAGAAUAAAAGUGGUCCUUGCGAAGGCAAAUCCAGAAGAGAAUGAUGAGUCCAAAUCUGACAACCGGGAUCAGAAGGAAAAGCAUCAAAUUUUUAAGCUUGAGAUACUUGCAGGAAAUGCCAGGAAGGUCAGUGCUGUUCGAUUUGAACGAAUAAACAAUGGAUACGAAAUGCUGGAGAGUAAAGAGAUGACUCGCUUGUUUCCCAAAAUCAUAAAGAAGAAAUGGAGUGGUGAUGAGGACUCUGAUAGCACAGAAUAUGGUGAGGACUCAUUCCCAAGGAGGCCGGAGGAUGACCUCUCAAAUGAACACGAAGAAGAACAUGAUAAUCAAAGUAGACACUAGUUACAUCGAUGUUUAUAUGUCCCAUUCUUAUAGAACAAUCGGGUAAAAGAUUAGAGAACAAACUAACAAAAACUAGAUUUUGUGAUGAGCAAACAUUUUGAGAUUUUUUUUUUAAUACAUGGUGGAGGAGGGAUUCAAUCCUUGGUUCUCUUAGUGAGAAACCAAGGAACAUUUUGAGAUUUUCACAGAUGAAGAGAUGUGUCAACAUCUGAAUCAUCAAAAUUAUUCGUUUCGUCCA
Molecule: messenger RNA, 2477 nt
Organism: Juglans microcarpa x Juglans regia
Lineage: Eukaryota; Viridiplantae; Streptophyta; Magnoliopsida; Fagales; Juglandaceae
Product: DUF21 domain-containing protein At1g55930, chloroplastic-like
Exons: 14
Coding region: 251-2239 (662 amino acids)
Molecular function (GO): flavin adenine dinucleotide binding
Source: RefSeq, a predicted model, not a curated record